Molecule: messenger RNA, 918 nt
Organism: Centruroides sculpturatus (bark scorpion)
Lineage: Eukaryota; Metazoa; Arthropoda; Arachnida; Scorpiones; Buthidae
Product: collagen alpha-1(XVII) chain-like
Exons: 7
Coding region: 136-918 (260 amino acids)
Source: RefSeq, a predicted model, not a curated record
CUUGAAUGUACUGUUUUGCAACACGAACUUCGACACGUAAUUAAUAUGAAGCCUCCCGCGACUAUUGAUAAAGUAUAAUUACUCUGCAUUUAUUUUCUCGACCCGGAAUUUACCAUUGAAGCAAUAUUCGUAAUCAUGAACGAAAAUUCUCAGAAAAAUUUCAAUCUCCACUUCAAGAUUGUGUACACUUUGAUUUUCUUACAACUUGCUGCGCUUGGUAUUUUACUCUAUUCUUUUUAUAUCCGUCAUUAUCACGAAGGGGACUUACAACAGACAGGCAUAUUGUCCGAAAAGAAAUUAGAAUGUUACUUUAAUAACGAUGUCCACUCGGGUAUUGAUAUUAAAUGUCCGACUGGAGAAAAUGUCAGAGCAAAUGAUUUUCGGACACUUUCCGUUGCAGUGAAUGCCUUAUGUCAAAAUAAUUGUCAAAAAUUACCAGCUUUCAUUACACGAGAAAUUCGAUAUUAUAAACAAGAAGUCUGGAAAUUAAAAGAGAAAUUAACGAAAUUGGAGAAAAUCCGAGAACAGCAAUUCAGAAAAAGACGUAGUUUGAACGAAAGCCAAGAAGAAUGCGAAAUCUUGGUUGAGGAACAAUGGAGAUCAGAACACGGUACACACGAAUCAACUGGAAAUUAUUGCAUUAAACUAUCAUCUCUUGAGAAGUUCGUCCGAAAAACUAUUGGUUUAGUACAGGAAAAUAGUCCAGGACACGGAGUUGGAGAAAAAGGACAAAAAGGUGAAUCUGGACUGAAAGGAAACAAAGGAGAUAAAGGUGAGAGAGGAAAUCAAGGAAUCCCGGGAAAAGAAGGCAUUGGAGGAGAAAAAGGAACUGAAGGAAUACCCGGAAAACACGGCGAACAAGGUCUAAUUGGGCCACCGGGAAUUCCAGGUCGAACGAAUAUAUUAAAAAAUUUAUGA